Glarea lozoyensis ATCC 20868 is the source of this 3924-nucleotide messenger RNA. RefSeq names its product P-loop containing nucleoside triphosphate hydrolase. Bases 1 to 3924 code for a protein of 1307 amino acids. The record is from RefSeq and is a predicted model, not a curated record. The transcript has 11 exons. Gene Ontology annotation, cellular component: mitochondrial outer membrane. NCBI's taxonomy places the organism in Eukaryota, Fungi, Ascomycota, Leotiomycetes, Helotiales, Helotiaceae. Gene Ontology annotation, molecular function: ATP hydrolysis activity; ATP binding.
AUGUAUCUUCUAUUCUGCUUGUACGCAUUGGCGAGUCUGGUCAGUUAUGCAAUUGCAGACUGCGCGUCCUAUGGAAUCGACUUUAUAGACGGUGGCAGUUACUUUAUUGACAAUACGCUGUCAAAACCUUUCACUUUUCUGUCAGAUUUCGAAGGUUGCGACAGCAAGACAAUCACACCUAUUCUGGUUGGUCCUGACGAAGAGUCAUACUUUUGCACUGAUAUUCCUACUUCGCCGGACAACACCUCCUUCCAAUCGUCAUGUCCUAUCCAGCAAACGGCAUUUACUAGCGGACAAUGGUUGAUUGUGAUUGAGGGCUCUACAUUUGCGUUCGUGAGAACCUUCACCAUAACUGCUGGUACACCGGUUUAUACAACAGUAACGGGCACAGCCACUGUUGGAAUUACCUCGACUCCAGACGCUGCUACUUCUACAACUACGUCUACUAGUAUCGGGUCCACAGUUCUACAGCCAUCAACCACAGUCAUCCCAUGCAAGACCCUGGUUCUAACUAAUUACGAAUUCCCACCACCAGUGACAACUUACACAACAUUGAAUCUAGGUAUCACGAUCAAUACAGGCAUCGUGAGAAAGACCGGAACCACUACUUCCACUAUAACUGCUAAGUGCACGCCAAACCCCUUCCCAAGAAGGCAGGAUCCACGAAUGCAGAAAGCUCUCCUGCUUCCCCAGACGACAAUUUCGCCAACAAACAAGAACUCCAGACGUGCAGAUGCUCACCAUCUUGGCGCUCGGGAUUUUGCAAAGAGAGUGGCGUACAAUAUGGCUCUCACAAGACGAGGACCGGACUCUCCAACCUCAACUGUUACAAUAACUCCCGCUUCAGGGCCAACAGUGACAUUGACGACAAUUGCUCCUACACCAACAUUUACCCAGACCUCGAUUUCAACAACCAUUGUUACCAGUACACCUCCGGCUGUGACUUCCUGCAAAGGCUUGCAGAUGUCGACUACGACUUCGACAUUCCCUACAUUCACUUUUACCAGGCUGCGCAUUACAGUUCCUAUCGUUUUCACAGCUAAAACCAUCUCGGUAGUGAAAACAACCAAGACUACCUACACUGACGCCGCUGUUUCUACUGCCUGUAUAAACAGUGGAGCUCGUUCUCGCAUACCGGACGACCCGUCCAAAUCGGCGAACGAAGGGGUGGAGAAUCCAGCUCCUGAAAAUGAAAGCACAGGCUUAGACGAUUCGAAGGUGGGAGAGGAUGGUACCAAAUCAGAUACACCAAAAGCUUUGGAUGACACGGAAGAUACCUCGACGAUUUUAUCUCGAGCUAAGAGUGGUCGGGUAGGAAAUGGAAGAGUAACUCGACUGCGACCGCGACAACCAGAAGGCCUACCAGCUGUCGUAUUCCCUGAGUGGUUUUGGAAGAACAAUGUCAAAAGGAAAGACGACCCUCCGCGCCGCGGCUCCCUCGCGGUGUAUGCUACCGACAACACCAGUGCCGAAGACCAAUUAGAAAGUGAUACUGCGAUCGUAGAUAAGUUGGACGUUGGGAGAAUGGAGGAGGCUGUUGCGAAGUGUGGGUUACCAUCCGCGGACGAAGCCAGAUACACGAUGCAAGUGGAUGUGUACACAGAGAUAUUCUCUACCAUCAAAUCUGGUCUAAGUCUACGGCCUCCGAAGAAUUCCGACAGUCCAUCUCUUAAUCGCCCUGUCAUCCAUCUACAGUGCCCCCAGGAUGGCGGCUCUUUCUACCUAGACUCUGCAGUAGAGACAAUUGCCUCAAAACUGCAGGCUGACUUGAUUAGUCUUGAUGCGCACGACAUAUCUCAAAUUGUUGCUGCUUAUACCGAGGAAAGCGCUGCGUGGACCCAAUCGAAUACAACGACCUUGUCGUACGACACUCAGAGUGAGGCAGGGAACAUAGAGGCUUGGGCAAUGGAGCCACAAGAGGGUUUGGCCGAUGGCGAGGAUGAUUUCGCAGGCCUACAGUCUCGAAUCCAAGCAAUGUUAAAGCCAAAAGGGAAUAAAAAGACACCUAAGUUCAACCCAUUCGGACUCUCAGAAGCUCAAACCCUCGUUUUGACCGGGGUCCCAGACUCUUCAUCAAACGGCAUUACUGUGGUCAACGAUACGGAUCAAUGGAAUUCGCUAAAGCUAUCAGCUAUAUUCAACGCACUAGUAAACGCUGCAGAGUAUAAGCCGGUUGCGUUGCAGAAAGAGAGCACGGAAGAGUCUGGACUAAAUGCUAACGAUAAAUCUCGCGGCACCAUCAUCCUGGUACGAGACUUCAAGUCUCUGCAAGCCACUACACAGGGAUCAGAGUUAAUAUCUCGCCUCCGUACUGCCGUACACAAGCGCUGGAAAGAAGGCGAAAACAUCGUCAUUGUAGGAACCACAUCUACUGAACAUGGGGAGGCAGCGCUAUCAAAGCCAGACAUCCAGAAACUACAAUCUGAUAUCUUGGGCGGUGAAAUGAGAUCCAUUUUCGUUCCCUCACAGCGGAUAGAAAGGCAAGAAGUCGCUUUUGAGUCAGAUGAGAAGACAAGGUUUCGAAUGAUCAAUAUUCGACAUCUUGAGCAGAUGCUUGAAAGCUUGACAGAGGGCACAGAAGAAGUUUCGCCGGCCAUUGAGCUUGAGAAGAAUCUUGAUACCAGUAUUAUUACAUCCACCGGACUAGAAGACGCAGUUUGGACUUAUGCACGCGUCCACCGUGUAGCCACUACUGUUCUAGGACUGGAGGACUCCUCAAUCAAAAUUGUUGACGGUGUCCUCCUGGGAAAAGCCCUCACAAUACUUGCUUCGAGUGACGAGGUGAAGUUCGAUUGGGGCGCUGCAGAGCUAAGAGAAGAGGAGGCAGAGGCGCAGAGUAUGGUUGAUUUUGAAGGCUCGACGGUGAAAAAGAACGAAAUGACUAAAGAGAAGCUUAAGGCCAUACGCAAGUCAUGCAAGCAACAUGAAAAAAAGCUGUUGUCGGGUGUAGUCAUACCUUCCGAGAUUCGAACGACAUUCAACGACAUACGGGCCCCCAAAGAAACAGUCGAAGCCCUCAAAACUUUGACAAGUCUUUCUCUCAUUCGACCUGAAGCGUUUUCUUAUGGUGUACUUGCAACUGAUAAGAUACCUGGUCUUCUUCUUUAUGGACCACCGGGCACUGGUAAAACAUUAUUGGCCAGAGCUGUUGCGAAAGAGAGUGGGGCGACAAUGCUUCAAAUCAGUGGUGCUGAUGUGAACGACAUGUUUGUUGGUGAGGGCGAGAAGAACGUCAAAGCGGUUUUCAGUUUAGCCAAAAAGCUCUCACCAUGUGUCGUAUUCAUUGACGAAGGAGACAGCAUAUUUUCCUCUCGCGGCGAUUCAAAGACACGUGCGGCUAGUCACAGAGAAUUAAUCAAUCAAUUUCUUCGAGAAUGGGAUGGCAUGAACGAUCUCUCCGCAUUCAUCAUGGUAGCUACCAAUAGACCGUUUGAUUUAGACGAAGCAGUUCUCAGAAGAUUGCCUCGAAGGCUCCUCGUCGACUUACCCGUCGAAAAAGACCGCGAAGCCAUCCUCAAAAUCCAUCUCAAAGACGAGAUCCUUGACCAAUCCGUCUCUCUAGAAAAGCUUGCCAAAGAUACACCAUUUUAUUCAGGUUCCGAUCUCAAAAACGUAUCGGUCGCGGCAGCAAUGGCCUGCAUCCGCGAAGAAAACGAGAUUGCCGCCAAACACACUGGCGAAGAGCCACACGUCUUUCCCGAAAAACGAAUCCUCACAUCCAAACACUUCGACAAAGCGAUGGAGGAAAUCAGUGCUAGUAUCUCUGAGGACAUGUCCACCCUUUCCGCGAUCCGAAAAUUCGACGAGAAAUAUGGAGACCGAAAAGGCCGGAGGAAGAAGGCCUCCGCUUUGGGUUUCGGAGGCACAACGGUCGUGGAGAAGGAUAGUGAGGCGGCCCGGGUGCGGAAGAUUGAGGCGUCCUGA